This is a messenger RNA of Betta splendens (Siamese fighting fish), 5602 nucleotides long. RefSeq names its product lysine (K)-specific demethylase 4B (gene kdm4b). NCBI's taxonomy places the organism in Eukaryota, Metazoa, Chordata, Actinopteri, Anabantiformes, Osphronemidae. The transcript is spliced from 22 exons. Gene Ontology annotation, molecular function: histone H3K9 demethylase activity. Gene Ontology annotation, cellular component: nucleus. Bases 279 to 4013 code for a protein of 1244 amino acids. Gene Ontology annotation, biological process: chromatin remodeling. The record is from RefSeq and is a predicted model, not a curated record.
UAGCUGCGAAUACAGCAACAUUAGGACUCGAUAAAAUGCUGCUAGCUCUGUUUGAAAUAUAACUAAUUUGCUUAUACCAGUGUUGCCUGCAUUGAACAUUUAUUCAGGUUACCUAUGCUGAAACGCCCUGUACCACCUGUGUUCGUUGUCUUCGCGUAGAUAAUGCUAACAGUUCGCGUUGGUUGUGCAGAGCUAUCGUCACCUUUAGCAGCUGUAGCUUGGAAUGAUUAGCUACUACUCUGCAAUCAAGCAGCGUCGCUCUACUCUCACCGAGCCGGAUGACUUGUAACUGUUUACCUGCAACCCUUAAAGACCAAAUGGCUACUGACAUAACUAUGAACUUGGUGCCGGCUCCUCAACCUGCCCCGGCUGCACCGCCAGACCCUGUCCCAGGUUCACCUCCUGUUCUGAUCUCAAAUGCAAUCCAAGAUUAUGUUCCCAGCCAGAAACCUGUCAUAGCUGAAACCCCUGACACAGCAGUAACAUCAGAACAAGAGGCGGCUCCAGAACUUACCCCUGCACAACCUAUGAACAUGGCUCCAGGUCUCGUUCCAAAUUCGGAGGUGCCCCUAGCCCCUCUACCACCACUGCCCCCAGUCAGCGCCAAGAACCCCAGCUGCAAAAUCAUGACCUUCCGACCGACCAUGGAGGAGUUUAAAGACUUUGCCAAAUACAUUGCUUACAUGGAAAGUCAGGGGGCUCAUCGUGCAGGUUUAGCAAAGGUGAUUCCCCCAGAGGGCUGGAAGCCACGGAGGUCUUAUGACACGAUUGAAGACAUGGUGAUUCCAGCUCCCAUAAUGCAGGUGGUGACUGGUCAGUCGGGUCUGUUCACCCAAUACAAUAUCCAGAAAAAAUCCAUGACUGUGGGCGAGUACCGAAAGCUGGCUAACAGCAAGAAAUACUGCACACCUCGCCACAAAGACUUUGAUGACCUAGAGCGGAAGUACUGGAAAAACUUGACAUUUGUAUCUCCUAUUUAUGGCGCGGAUGUCAGUGGCUCUAUCUAUAAUGAGGACAUUCAAGAAUGGAACAUUGGACAUCUCAACACGCUGCUGGACAUGGUGGAGCAGGAGUGUGGUAUCGUCAUUGAGGGCGUCAACACGCCCUAUUUGUAUUUUGGCAUGUGGAAGACCACGUUUGCUUGGCACACUGAAGACAUGGACCUCUACAGCAUUAACUACCUGCACUUUGGGCAGCCCAAGUCCUGGUAUACUGUCCCUCCAGAGCAUGGCAAGAGACUGGAAAGGCUGGCACAAGGUUUCUUCCCUGGCAGCUCUCAAGGUUGUGAUGCCUUUCUCCGCCACAAGAUGACGCUGAUAUCUCCGUCCAUCCUGAAGAAAUACGGAAUCCCUUUUGAUAGGGUAACACAAAAUGAGGGGGAGUUCAUGAUCACCUUUCCUUAUGGCUACCAUGCCGGCUUCAACCAUGGCUUUAACUGUGCUGAGUCCACCAACUUUGCCACCCUGCGCUGGGUGGACUACGGCAAGAUGGCUACACAGUGUUCCUGUCGUAAGGACAUGGUAAAGAUCUCCAUGGAUGUGUUUGUGCGCUGCCUACAGCCCGAUCGCUAUGAGCUCUGGAAGCAGGGUAAAGACACCACAGUGUUAGACCACCUUAAGGCAACAGAGCUCAACAGCCCAGAGCUGGAGCGCUGGAGGGAGCACCGGGCUGCAUACCGAGUAAACCUCCUGCAAAGGGCAAUGCAGAAGAUGAAACUGUUCAGGCGUUUGAAGCUGGAAGAGGUGAAGGUUCUGGCUGAGGAGGGAAUUGAGCUGAAUGCUGUUGAGUACCAGCGCCAGGUGGAGGUGCGGGACGCUCAGCGAAGACAGGAAAGGGACGAUCGUCUAGCCAGAGAGGCCAUAAUGACCCUGGAGGCCAUGGAGCGUGAGGAGCAGGAGGCUGCUGCCAAAGCAGCAGAGGCUGCAGGUGUAGAGGUACAAGAACUAGAGGCCAAACCACAGACCUUGACAGAGGACACUGAGAAAAAGAAGCAGAAAAAGCAAAAGAAGACGUCAAAUAGUAGUAAUUCAGUCAGUGGAUUCCAGGAAGUGUUUCAAGAGUUUGCUACAUCUGCUAUCAAGGAUUCAAAGAAUGUAAUGCUCAGCGGUCAAGUGGGGAAUCAGCUAAACCCAAAGCAGAUAGAAUUCCCAGAAGAUAAGAAGUUGGACGUCAGUGCGUCGCAGGCUUCCUACCCCAAGAUGAAGAUGCCAACAGAGGUGAAGAAGAGUCGACGCCACCCGCUCAGCAAACCGCCCAUGCGUUCCCCUCUGUCCAUAGUUAAGCAAGACCCAACGAGCGACAAAGACUUAUCCUCCUCCAUGCCGUUGGAUAGCAGCAUGAAGAAACAGGAGCACCUGUGGCAAAAUCACUCGCCCAACUUCCUGGCAGAGAAGUCUUUUAAUGCUGCAGUGGCAACUCUGCAGCCUUACUGUGCUGUGUGUUCACUCUUCUGCCCCUACACAAAGAGAAACAAAGACCUCUCUGCUGUGGGAGACGCCCAGCACACUCCCAUUCCAGGACGAGGCAGUUCUACUCGUCCGCUGGUGCCAGAGAUGUGCUUCAGUGUGGGUGCGAACACGGAGCCUCCACCCACCAACUCUCACAUCGGGGAAGAUGGAACCAGUCUACUGCUUCACUGUUCAGCGUGCGAGUUACAGGUUCAUGCAAGUUGUUACGGCGUGAAGCCAGACUCUAUAGGCGAUUCCUGGAUGUGCUCCAGAUGUGCGGCUGAACACUGGACAGUGGAGUGUUGUCUCUGUAACUUGAGGGGAGGAGCGUUGAAGAUGACCACAGACAACAGGUGGGUCCAUGUCAUCUGUGCCAUUGCUGUGGCUGAAGCUCGCUUCGUCAACGUGAUUGAGAGGGAGCCGGUGGAUGUCACUGCCGUUCCAGAUACCCGCAAGAAUCUGAAAUGCGUGUUCUGCCAUGGCAGCAGUGCCACCCAGAACCGUGGCGCCUGCAUCCAGUGCUCAUACGAGAACUGUGCCACCUCCUUCCAUGUCACCUGUGCCCAGAUUGCUGGAGUAGUGAUGACACCUGCUGACUGGCCUUACGUGGUGUCUGUCACAUGCCACAAGCAUAAAAAAAGGGUCGCCACGAAGCCACGGACACCCAAACCACCCAAAAGCGCACAGAGUCUUACACUGGGCCAGAAGGUGAUUGGUCGAAACACUGACGGCUGGUACUAUCACUGCAUCAUCAUCGGCAUCGCUACACAGACGUUUCUCGAGGUCAACUUUGAUGACGGGUCAUACUGUGACAACUUGCAUCCAGAAAACAUAUUGAGCCAUGACUGCCUGCGCAAUGGUCCUCCUGAUGUGGGGGAGUUAAUUGUGGUCAGCAACCCAGAGGGUCAGGUCCUCAACGCUUCCUUUAUCAAGCAGCACACUCACAAGCUGUACCAGGUUGAGUUUCAGGACCAGACUCAGCUGUUGGUUAAACACUCGGACAUCCAUCACCUGGAUCAAGAGCUGCCCAAGAGGGUCCGAAGUAGACUUGCCAUUCCGUCGGCCCAAGAAGACUUGUCUUCAGCAGAUGAAGCCCAAGCAGCCAAACGGCGCUGCCUGCCUCCUAGCUCCACGUCACCUGCUGACACCCCCAUGGAAACAAUUGCGCCGUCCACCAGCCCACUACCUACGACGCCAGUAGCCACACCAGCAGCAGAGCUUCAUAGUAUUAGUAGAGCACAAACCUCAGAACCUCCGUGUCAGCCCAGCACAACCCCACAGGAUGCCCCUGCCCAAACCAGCCGUAUUCAAAUGGCCCCAAAGACCCCAAUGGACACGAGUGUUGCCCUCACCAACACUGUCACAGAGUCAGCCCUGUCCUUGGACCCCACGCUUACCCCGGACACCACAUUGAACUCUGAUCCCCUCCUGACCGCCACGACCCCCUCCCAGCCGCCCCAGCCCAUGCCUGACGGCUACACGCCAAGCAGCGGCUACGUUACCUACAUGGAGACGCUGCUCCAUUCCCGUUUCCCUCAGGACGAUGGCCCCAGACCCCUGUAUUAAACUCCACUAUGUUAUUACUCAGCCAACGGAAGCUGAGCCAAUAGGAAGUAAGCUAAUGGAGGCAGAAUCUACAGAGUGCUGAUAAUGGGAAGAAAACAUUUCCUGGACACGGACACACAAGCACUCUUUUAAUGCAUGUUGCUUUUCUAUUUUUGAUUUAAUGUAUUUGCAGUGGUACUUCAGCCUGCACUGAAGGAGCAACUAAAGAGGACAAGGUUUUUUUUAAUUUGUAAUAUUAUUUUAAUUAUUAUUAUUAUUACUAUCAAUAAUGAUGAUAAUAUUGUGUGUUGCCUUUUUAUUUAGCAUUUUCUGUCUUUAAUUAGCUGCUGUGCUUGUGCUUCUUCCGUCUUAAUAUGAAUAUGUCUCUGGGUGGUAUCAACUCCAUACCUCAUUAAUUAAUUAAUGAAUUAAUUAAUUAAUCCAUUAACGCCACACUCCUGUUUUGGUUUUCUAGGGGCUAAUAAUACUGAUGGCAGCCUUUACAGCAGUGAGGCCUGGUAUGCCCCCCCCCCUUUUUUUUCUCCUUUUUUUUUUUUUAAAGAAAUAACCAGCAACAAAAUAUAUUUUUGGACACUUUGAAACCGUUGGGAGAGGAAGCGUCACGUUGUUCACCACACACACACACACACACACACACACACACACACAGGAUUUUCCCAGGACGGUGUUUUAUUGUCAGAUUGCAGGAGGUAACCUGGGGAACAUGUAUUGUAGGGGUAACUCAGUAUUUAAAUGUCUUAGCUAUUGAAAGACUUAUUUGUAAUAGACUAAUUGUGUUGAAUGCAAACACUAGUAGACUUGUAUGCAAGAUGCAUUAAAAUUUUGUGAAGACGUGUCACAGUAGUUAACGAAUGAGACCUUUAUGUAUUGACGUCAUUGGUGGCUGCACUUCUCACUCGAAUGCGUCUCAGGGUUCCUACAUGUGAAACAUAAAUCUUGACAUAACUAAGGAGUUAAGAACAACCAACCACUGAACUAAUUGGGACAUGAACAUGUAGUUUAUAUUAUUGCGUGUUCUCAGUUUUGUGCUGAGUUAUCUGUUUAUUGUCAAAUGUCCUGUGAUGAGGCCAAAAACAAGAAGUUAAUUUAAUAUAUGAAAGGAAUUUUCUGAUAUUUGGAAAAUGGAAAAAUAUGUAGGAACCCUAAGUAAAGGAAUAUUUUGUACUGUUCUUGGUUAAAAUUGUAUUGUAUAAAUUAAUAUUGUAUAUUGUUUAAGCUGUCUGUUUUCUAUUACUAUAUGCUUUUUAUGUUCGUUUUCUGAAGUGGAUUCACAAACCUGGCCAAUCUAAAUAUUACUUCCUUUGUUUUUGACAGAUUUUUCAGACCUAUUAAUUUGUACUGAUAACUGCAGCUUUUAUCCUUGAAUAUGUCACGCGGUGCUACAGAGAUAUAAUACUACUGAUGGAUUAAUUUCUCAACACUCUCUUUGUAGAUAUCUCGGACCAUGUGUAUUGUGAAUCCGAUUUGUAAAUGUCAUUUAUCCACCCAAGCCCCCUUCCCCUUCCCACCACCACUACAAGUGGAAGUUUCCAAACUAAUAUCAAUCAUCAAAAUCUUAUUUCAUUGGGAUUAAAGUGGGUUGCUAGUCA